AGUUCGUUUCUGAAUCAAAAAAUGGGCGACGCGUCUCGCUAUAUGCGCAUGGUGGUGGUCGAGCGAUAGCACCUUGAGAUCUCUACUUCAGAGUUCAGAGGAAUUCGUUUUCUCUGAUCAGGAUCUGGAAGGAACGAAUCGGUAUGGGUUUCUUGGUGACGACGCUAAUCUUCGUAGUGAUUGGGAUCAUUGGGUGCCUCUGCACCAGAAUUUGCUGCAAUAGAGGACCUUCUGCCAAUCUAUUUCACUUAACCUUGGUUAUUACUGCAACAAUAUGCUGCUGGAUGAUGUGGGCGAUUGUUUAUCUGGCACAGAUGAAACCACUCAUAGUACCUAUAUUGAGUGAGGGCGAAUAAGUCUGUCUGUGAACAGAUGUAGCUUCUUGUAAGUUAGAUAAUAUGGAUUAUGGAUCAGAAAUUGGCUGCUGGAGAGAAUUUGAUUUCGGGAUCUCAUGAAUGAUUCAGUGUUUCCUAAGCGUGGAUCUGUAUGUAUUUAUUGUUGGAUAAUUGCAUUUCACUUGGCAUUUCUAUCGCUGCCUGACGUUAGCUGUGUUACUGUUAUUGUAUUUAACCCUCAUUCAUUUCGUAUGUCUGUAGAUUAACUAUGUAUUUUGGUGAAAAAUAAGUUGUUGAAAGAAAAUUAUGUUUUCUCUAAUAAGAAAAUUCACGAAAAGGGGUCGAGUUGGUGCAAUUCUUCCGCGUC
This is a messenger RNA of Gastrolobium bilobum, 702 nucleotides long. Its product is annotated as V-type proton ATPase subunit e1. Gene Ontology annotation, molecular function: proton-transporting ATPase activity, rotational mechanism. The coding region runs from base 144 to 356 and encodes 70 amino acids. The record is from RefSeq and is a predicted model, not a curated record. Gene Ontology annotation, biological process: proton transmembrane transport. NCBI's taxonomy places the organism in Eukaryota, Viridiplantae, Streptophyta, Magnoliopsida, Fabales, Fabaceae. Gene Ontology annotation, cellular component: proton-transporting V-type ATPase, V0 domain. The transcript is spliced from 4 exons.